UACUGGGCAGCGAGCUGUAGGAGCGUGGUUAUUUCCAUGGUAAAAAAAGAGAAAAAUGGUUAAAUCGGGAAAACUGAGAUCCGGGGUCGCGUCCAAAGUCAAACGCUGGAAAAAGGGACACAGCAGCGAUUCGAAUCCGCAGACGAGUCGCUUUCGAGAGGCCGCCAAGAGUCGCUUUUUCAGCCGACCCUCCGGUAAAAGCGAUCUGACUACUGACGCUCUGAAGCUACACAAUGAGCUCCAGUCAGGCUCUCUGAAACAGGGUGCCGGCAGCCAUGGAGAAGCCUUCAUGGAGGAGGAGCUGGACCAGGCGUUCUCCGAAAGGACCUCGGGCACCUUCCUCAGCGGAUUGUCCGACUGCUCCAACCUCACCUUCAGGAAGGUGCAGCGCUUCUGGGAGUCCAACUCAGCCGCACACAAAGAGAUCUGUGCAGUGUUGGCUGCUGUCACAGAGGUGAUUCGAGCUCAGGGCGGGAAGGAGACGGAGACGGAGUACUUCGCUGCUCUGAUGACCACCCUGGAGGCCGUGGAUACAGCGGAGUCGCAGGCUGCUGUGGCGUACCUCCUCAACCUCGUUAUGAAAAGGGUCCCCGCUCCGGUGCUCAUUUCUAAGUUUUCAGACACAUCUAAGGCUCUGAUGGACGUGAUGUGUAAACAAGCCAGCUCUGAUGCCAGCUCUGCUGUCCGAUGGAUCCUGUCAUGCCUGGCCACUUUGCUGAGAAAGCAGGAUGCAUCUGUGUGGACUUACCCCUCCACCCUUCAGGUCUACCAUGGCCUGCUCAGCUUCAUCGUGCACAACAAACCCAAGGUGCGGAAAGCGGCUCAGCAGGGCGUGUGCUCCAUCCUCAGAGGUAGUGACUUCCUGUUUUCAGAUAACGCCCCCUCACAUCACCCUGCUGCCGCCACGACGGCCAAGUUCUGCAUGAGAGAAAUCGAGCAGGCCGGGGGGAGUAAAGAGGACACCACUGCUCUGCACGUGCUGGGCCUCUUAAAGGAGCUGAUGGCGACGUUUCCCCAGGGGGCCGUCAAGUCCUGCUGCGAGACCCUCCUGCGAGUGAUGACGCUUAGCAAUGUGCUGGUGACCGCAAGUGCGAUGCAGGCCUUCCAUAGGCUGUUCAGCGGGAAGCCCAACACCGCCAGUCUGACACCGGAGCUGAACGCACAGAUCGUCACGGCGCUGUACGACUACCUGCCCAGUGAGAACGACCUGCAGCCCCUGCUGGCGUGGUUGGCUGUGAUGGAGAAGGCCCAUGUCCACUUGGCGAGCCUGCAGAGCUCUCUGAGUUUGGGUCACCUCCCCCGCCUGUUCUCCGCUGCCAUGUCCUGCCUCCUGUCCCCACACACUCAGGUGGUGUCUGCAGCCACCAACACACUCAAGACUCUUCUGACUGAAUGUGUGGCGCCUCACAUGGUGGAAAUAGGAACCGUUACUGCCACAGUGUCUGCUGGGAACCCUUCCUACGUGUGCAAAAUGUUUCGCAUCGUGGAGGAGGGCUUGUCCUACCGUUUCCAUGCGUCCUGGCCGUUCGUGCUGCAGAUACUGGGCAGCUUCUACCGAGCUGCUGGGAAGCAGGCACACCCAGUCAUGACCAAGUCUCUACAGUCGCUGGCAGACCUGCGCUCCACCCCACGUUUCCCUUUCAGCGGUGAGCUGGACCUGGCUGUAGGACGCGCUGUAGAGAGCAUGGGGCCCGAAGUUGUGCUGGGGGCCGUGCCCCUCAACAUCACUGGCUUUGACGAUGACCUGGAGUUCCCACGCAGCUGGCUGGUCCCGGUCAUACGAGAUCAUGUCAAGAACACCAACCUCGCCUUCUUCAACUCCUAUUUCCUUCCCCUGGCAUCUACACUCAAGCAAAGAGCUGAUCAGUUGGAGGAAGCGGGGCAAAAACUUGAGGCCAAAAUCUACCAGACCUUACAGCUGCAGAUCUGGACCAUGCUCCCCAGUUUCCUUACAGGGACCGUGGACCUACUGGUUUCCUUUAAGGUCCUCGCCCGGACGCUGGGCAUGGCCAUCAGUGACCGACCGGACCUGAGACUCACAGUCUGUCAGGGUUUACGCACUGUUAUCACCAAGAGCUGCAACAUGGAAGAGGAGAAGGCUGAGAUUGGCCGCUUCGCCAAGAACUUCCUGCCCAUCCUUUUCAAUGUGUACAGUCAGCAGCCUGCCAGCGGAGAGUCAGCCCUGCACAGGAUGGCUGUCCUGGACACCAUCAAGGUCUACCUGACCGUCACGGACACUCAGAUGAUCUGCACCUUCCUGCAGAAAGCUACAGAGAGACUGAACAGCGCAGAGAGCACAGAGUUCAUCCGGCUAUCGGUUAUGGACCUGUUGGUCGCCAUGGCUCCCUGUGUGGAUGAGUCCACCAUGGGUCAGACCUUCGAGCUGAUGAGGCCGUAUCUGGAGACUAAAGAACAGGGCAUGCAGAAGAAGGCGUACCGCGUGCUGGAGGAGAUGUGUGGAGGAGAAAGGGAGGUGUGCCGGUCAUUUGUACUUGCUAACCUGGAGACCCUCAAGCAGGUCCUGCUGGAGACCCUGAAAAAUGCUUCCUCGCCAGCGAAGCGGCCUAGACUAAAAUGCCUCAUCCACAUUGUAAAACAACUGAGUGAGGAACACAAGGACUUCAUCAUUGCCCUGUUGCCAGAGGUCAUUAUCUGUACCAAAGAGAUGGCCGUCGGAGCUCGUAAGAACGCCUACAACCUACUGGUGGAGAUAGGAAAUGCAUUUAUUCGUUUCUGUGGGGAUACUAAAGAUGCUCUGGAGCAGUAUUUGGUGUUGGUUUACGCGGGGCUGACGGGGUCCGUCACCAUGAUUACCUGCACGGUAUUGACACUGACCCGCCUGGUGUAUGAGUACAAAGACUCGAUCGAGGUGUCCACCAUGGAGCAGCUGCUAAACAACGUGUGUCUGCUGUUGUCCUCCCGCACCCGCGAGAUCGUCAAGGCCGCCCUCAGCUUCAUCAAAGUCAUCCUCUUCGUCAUGGACCCCAAAACCCUGGCCUCACAUGUCACUGUCAUGAUGGAGGGCGUUGGGAACAUCAAGGACGACGUCAGGAGGCACUUCAGGAACAAGCUGAAGAACAUUUUCACCAAGUUCAUCAGAAAGUUUGGAUUUGAGCUGGUGAAGAGUAUGCUCCCUGCGGAACACCACAAGGUGCUGGCCAACAUCCGUAAGACCGAGGCCCGCUCCAAGAGACGCAAGCAGGCUGCCGAGCAGCAGAACGACUCCGAGAGCGAAGAGGAGGUGCCAAGGGCCAAGGCGGAAAGCAUCGAGGACAUCCUGGCAGAGUCGGAUAGCGAGUUGUCGGAGGAUGACGAAGGAAAGGGCUCUAAGACGCAGAGGAAGGCAGGUGGCAAACAGCAACGAGGGAAGGCCUGGCUUAAAGAAGGAGAGGGAGAUGAUCCUCUUAACUUCCUGGACCCCAAGGUGUCCCAGCGAGUGCUCGCCACCAACCCAGAGCGGAAGAAGAGCGCCAAGGUUCGCCACGGCUUCAAGGUGACGUCGGACGGGCGGCUGAUCAUCAGAGAGGAGGAGGACAAAAAUAAUGAUGAGGAAGAGGAGAUGAAGGACAUCCUGCAGGAGGUUGAAGUCAAGAGUAAGAAGACACAGAAGAGGAAGUUCCGAGAAGGCAACAUGGACGACAACAUGGAGAUUGAGCCCCAGCUGAAAUACAGAGCCGGAGGCUCGGGGAUCCACAGACCGCUGGGGGGCAGCCGAGACUCCGGGACUGAUUACAAAUCGAAGAAAGGUAAAGGAGAUGUGAAGAAGAAAGGGAAGCUCGACCCAUACGCCUACAUCCCUCUGAGGAAGGCCCAGCUCAACCACAGGAAACGAGCCAAACUGCAGGGCCAGUUCAAGGGCAUGGUGAGAGGAGCCCAGAAGGGGGCGCUGUCUGGCAGGAAAAUGCAAAGGAACAAGAGGAAAGCCUGAAGGAGCGGAAGACGCUCUACGGACUCUUGGGAUGUUGUGUGUGGUUGACGGUGUGCACGUGAACUUGCCAAACAGUAAACAUGGACUUCGGAGAAGGCUGGAUCAGUUCAUCUGGACUCAGCGUUUAUUGACUGAUACGUUUCAUCGCUCAACGACGUGACAUCUUCAGUCUCAACUGACUGCAGGUACCCCCACCCUUACAAACAGUACGGUACAAUACAGUGCCUAACGACCGAAACCAACGACCAGUUUCAUAUGCAAAUAUGGGUGUGACCAUUGAAGAGAGGAGAAGGCUCUCCCUGAGCUUCCUAUUUUUUCUCCCCGUUAAAGGGUUGUUUCUUUUUUAGGGAGUUGUUCCUCAUCCAAUGCGAAGGUCUAAGGACAGGAUGUUGUGUUGCUGUAAAGCCCCUUGAGGCAAAUUUGUGAUAUUGGGCUGCACAAAUAACAUUGACUUGACUUGACGUGACUUGUCCAUUGGGGAAACUAAACAGACGCUGGUCAAGAGGACGGCACAACACAGGAGAGCUAACACGUCAGGCCAGGCCAGGCCUCCACAGUCCACAACCAUCUACAGGCCAGGGCCAGUCUUUCAAGGAUGAGGAUGUGCACAUCCUUGAUAGGGAGGAACACUGGUUUGAACGGGGAGUCAAAGAGGCCAUCUAGUAUGUGAAGAGGGAACGACCAUCCCUGAACCGAGGGGGCUAAGAGUACAUCUGUUGACAUCUUACAAUGCAGUGAUUGCAACUGUUCCCCAAUCCUGUGUGAAUAGUACACAUGGCCAUCGAACCUCUAGUUAAUGGGCACACCCAUAUUUGACCGUCAAACUGGUUGUUGGUUUCGGUCGUUAUACGUCCGGUGCCAUUUUCCAACGCUGUGAUCGCAACAAUCCCUAAUCCUCUGUGAAUAGUACACAUGAUCAAUGGUCACACCCAUAUUUGUAUGUGAAACUGGUCGUCGGUUUCGGUCGUUAGGCACUGUACGGUACUGUAUUGUACGUUAUUGUGUAUAAGGGUGGGAUACCUGCAGUCAGGUGAGACCGAAGAGGUCACUUAGAUGAUGAUGAGACGUGUCUGUCAGUAAACGUUGUGUCCAGAUGAACUGAUUCAACCUUCUGUGAUCUUCUUACCUGGAUUAUUGAGCACGCUUCAGGACAUUUUGACUCAUUUCGGCGAGGGUCGCCUUAAACUUGUACGCGAGUAUAAACAUGGACUUGUAAAUGUGUAUGUUUUUUUUUGUGUGUAUAUUUCAGACAUGCCGUGUCUUCAAGGCCUGGCGUAGUUUUACUUUGAGCUAGCUCAGGUUUCAAAGUAGCAUUUUGUGACAGAUUGACAUCCUGCUGCUUUACAAAGCUGGGUCAGCAGUUGGGUAAGGAAGUACAGGACGGUGUUGAUUGUCUCACCUCUGUGUUGGUAGAUACUGAAUGAUCAAAACUAAAAUGAUCGGGUUUGUCAGAUCAAUCUGUCAGCCCCAUCAAUGGUGUACACAACGGAUGAUACACAAUCAUCCAUUUAGUGUUAAAGAUAUAUUUAUACAUCUGUUAGAUAUACAGAUGGACUUGAAGUGGUUACAAGAGUGUGACGUGGUCUCAGUGUUUCCAUCUUUUGACCUCUAGAUGGCGCUACAUACUGCCGGGUUAUACACAGCUAAUACCGGCAGUUUAUGAAUGGAUUGAAGACUUUUCCAUCAAAUGAGUGCUGUAUUUGGAAUAGAAAAAAAAUGUUCAAUAAACAUUUUGUCUAUCUGAAACAUUCUAAGAUCAUUCAUCCUACCUCCCUGGAUUGGAAAUUACAGUUCAUAUUUGUGGGAAUAUGAUUAUGACAACGCAAAAAUUGAGAGAAAAGUUGCAAGGUAUUUUAGGACUAGCCGAGUUAACAUAACGCAACACUGGUAUGACUCCACUGGUCUAUAAAUUAUUACAGAUCAGUGUGUGGAUCACCUCCCGAGAUGAACUCUGCAUAACGAGUCAUGGGUCACGCUUCCCUCCCGCAGCCUCCGCUUGUUCCGCCCUCUGGCUCCCUCUGCUGGCCCCAUCUGUAAUUGACCCUCUCGCCGGGAGUUUUCCCCAUACGUCAUCUCUGCUUAGGGUCCUGCUGAGCACUCAUCCAUCAA
Molecule: messenger RNA, 6037 nt
Organism: Lampris incognitus (smalleye Pacific opah)
Lineage: Eukaryota; Metazoa; Chordata; Actinopteri; Lampriformes; Lampridae
Gene: rrp12
Product: ribosomal RNA processing 12 homolog
Exons: 34
Coding region: 56-3928 (1290 amino acids)
Source: RefSeq, a predicted model, not a curated record